Messenger RNA from Coregonus sp. 'balchen', 5063 nucleotides. NCBI's taxonomy places the organism in Eukaryota, Metazoa, Chordata, Actinopteri, Salmoniformes, Salmonidae. The record is from the annotation of a GenBank genome assembly.
UGGUAAAAAAUAUCUGUUGAGAAUAGAUCUACUACCACGUCUCAGGAUGGCAGCUGAAACACAGAAACUCAGCUUGAAGCGUGAAGUGGGGCUUAUUGGUGCGAUCUCAUUCAUUGCCGGGACCAUGAUGGGAUCUGGAAUUUUUAUGUCCCCUCAGUCUGUGUUGGUCAACAUAGGAAGCCCAGGAGCCAGCCUGGUGAUCUGGGCAGCCUGUGGCCUGCUGGCCACGUUGGGUUCCCUCUGCUAUGCUGAACUGGGCACUGUCAUUUCUGAAUCUGGGGGAGAGUACAUAUAUAUUCUGCGGAUAUUUGGCCAAGUAGUUGCCUUCAUGUUUGUCUUCAGCUUCGUCAUUGUGAUGAGACCUGCCAGUGCAACAGGGAUAGCACUGAGCUUUGCUGAAUAUGCAGUGGCUCCUUUCUACCAUGACUGUACCCCUCCAGAGCUGGUGGUCAAGUGUGUGGCUGCAGCAGGGAUUGUGAUGUUAGCCAUUGUGAACAGUAUGAAUGUACGUCUGGCUAUGUUCAUUCAGGUAUUUUCCAUGGUGAUCAAGCUGGUGGCCUUGGCAGUGAUCAUUAUUGGAGGUGUGGUGCUGCUUUUCAAGGGGAACACUGAAAACUUUGAGGAUUCCUUUAAAGGGACCAAUGUGGAAAUCAGUUCCAUUGGGAUUUCUCUUUAUCAGGGGCUGUGGUCCUAUGAUGGCUGGAACACAUUGAAUUAUGUCACAGAAGAACUAAAACGCCCUGAGGUAAGGAACAAUUAAACCGUUUGAUAUUGUUUUGUCUGGAUUUGUCUAGAGUGCUACAAUUGUAUGUUUUGCCUGGAGUAGGCAAAAACAGACCAUUACAUUUUUUGUACUACUGAGGUUACAGGCCACAUGAAACAAACCAAAAAUACAGAGUUUAGAAUAUACAGGAAAAUCAACUGCACCAAUACCUGACAAAAAGUCUACUUUAUCGCAUCCUGACAAAAUGCUUUGAUCUUUGGUCAAUCCCACAGACAGCAAUACUGUGUUCCCUUAUCUAGAUUGCAUUUUAUUUUACUGCUUCUUAAAAAAACAGCAUUGUUGAUUAAGUAAGCAUUUCACUGUAAUGUCUACACCUGUUGUAUUCGGCGCAUGUAGCAAAUACAAUUUGAUUUGAUAGACUGAUCAGGAUGGAAAGACAGUGUAACAUACAGUAUGUCUGCAGACCAACCUCAUCAGCUAGGGGGCAAGUCUACACUCAAAAGACCACAGCUGUAAUUUCUAUAUUCACAUGGCUUCUGACAGCAAUUGCAGGUGGCUUUAUCACCAACACAUAUAACAACGGUGAGAGAGGUCAACCUUGGCCUUGAUCUUUCCAAACCUCAGGGAAAGAAGGAGUUUCUACACCAUCCAAAAACUUUUAAAGGAAUUAUCUAACUGUACGAUGACAUAGCAACCCCUUUUCUCACUCUCCUAGUCAAUAUUUAACAAAUUCUUUAUGUGAACCACUUUACAGCUAUAAACAAAGAUGACAAAACAAUAUGCUUUAUUCAACCUGAGAAGUUAAUAUUAACUAAGGACUUUGCACCCAGCAUCAAAGAUUAGCCAGGUCUUUGUCAUAAUUGUUCUUGCCUAAAAGAAGAGAUGAUCUAUCAUUGACAACAGUUUCUCCUGUUGUUUGAAUCAAAUAGGGGUCUGGCCAUGGCAAAAACAGAAACAGAGGGACUUCAACUGAAGCGCGAGUUGGGUUUAGUCAGUGCUGUGUCAUUGGUAGCAGGAACCAUGAUUGGAUCUGGUAUAUUCAUGUCCCCUCAGUUUGUGCUGUCCUACAUUGGAAGUCCAGGGGCAAGCCUGGUCAUUUGGACACUGUCUGGCCUUGUAGCCAUGCUGGGGGCACUCUCAUAUGCUGAGCUAGGAACCAUUAUUAAAGAAUCAGGAGGGGACUUUAUCUACAUUCUUCGAAUCUACGGACAGUUUCCUGCCUUCUUUGUGGCCUUCACCUUCCUACUAGUGGUGAAGCCAGCGAGCAUUGCAGCAAUAUCCCUCAGUUUUGCAGAAUAUGCAGUGGCACCUUUCUACCAAGACUGUUCUCCUCCUCAGCUAAUAGUGAAGUGUGCUGCUGUUGUAGCGGUCAUGGUUGUAGCCAUGGCCAACAUCUUGAAUGUACGUUUAGCCAUGAGAAUUCAGGUGGUCUUCUUGGUGGCUAAGCUAUUUGCACUGAUGGUUAUAGUAAUUGGAGGGAUAGUGAUAAUUGCACAGGGUAAUGUUGCUGUACAACAAAACGCUUUUGAUGGUACGAACUUGGGUGUGAGCUCCAUAGGGAUGGCUUUUUACCAAGGCCUCUGGUCCUAUGCUGGCUGGUACAACUUGAACUAUGUGACAGAAGAGUUGAAAAGACCUGAGGUAAGAAUGCACUGUAAUAAGUAAUGUAUUUCUUUACAUGAUCUUAAGGACUUACAGUUGAAGUCGGAAGUUUACAUACACUUAGGUUGGAGACAUUAAAACUCGUUUUUCAACCACUCCACAAAUGUCUUGUUAACAAACUAUAGUUUUGGCAAGUCGGUUAGGACAUCUACUUUGUGCAUUACACAAGUAAUUUUUCCAACAAUUGUUUACAGACAGAUUAUUUCACUUAUAAUUCACUGUAUCACAAUUCCAGUGGGUCAGAAGUUUACAUACACUAAGUUGACUGUGCCUUUAAACAGCUUGGAAAAUUCCAGAAAAUGAUGUUAUGGCUUUAGAAGCUUCUGAUAGUCUAAUUGACAUCAUUUGAGUCAAUUGAAGGUGUACCUGUGGAUGUAUUUCAAGGCCUACCUUCAAACUCAGUGCCUCUUUGCUUGACAUCAUGGGAAAAUCAAAAGAAAUCAGCCAAGACCUCAGAAAAGAAAUUGUAGACCUCCACAAGUCUGGUUCAUCCUUGGGAGCAAUUUCCAAAUGCCUGAAGGUACCACGUUCAUCUGUACAAACAAUAGUACGCAAGUAUAAACACCGUGGGACCACGCAGCCGUCAUACCGCUUAGGAAGGAGAUGCGUUCUGUCUCCUAGAGAUGAACGAACUUUGGUGUGAAAAGUGCAAAUCAAUCCCAGAACAACAGCAAAGGACCUUGUGAAGAUGCUGGAGGAAACAGGUACAAAAGUAUCUAUAUCCACAGUAAAACGAGUCCUAUAUCGACAUAACCUGAAAGGCCGCUCAGCAAGGAAGGAGCCACUGCUACAAAACCGCCAUAAAAAAGCCAGACUACGGUUUGCAACUGCACAUGGGGACAAAGAUCGUACUUUUUGGAGAAAUGUCCUCUGGUCUGAUUAAACAAAAAUACAACUGUUUGGCCAUAAUGACCAUCAUUAUGUUUGGAGGAAAAAGGGGGACUUGCAAGCCGAAGAACACCAUCCCAUCCGUGAAGCACGGGGGUGGCAGCAUCAUGCAGUGGGGGUGUUUAUCUGCAGGAGGGACUGGUGCACUUCACAAAAUAGAUGGCAUCAUGUGGAAGGAAAAUUAUGUGGAUAUAUUGAAGCAACAUCUCAAGACGUAAGUCAGGAAGUUAAAGCUUGGUCGCAAAUGGGUCUUCCAAAUGGACAAUGACCCCAAGCAUACUUCCAAAGUUGUGGCAAAAUGGCUUAAGGACAACAAAGUCAAUGUAUUGGAGUGGCCAUCACAAAGCCCUGACCACAAUCCUAUAGAAAAUGUGUGGGCAGAACUGAAAAAGCGUGUGCAAGCAAGGAGGCCUACAAAUCUGACUCAGUUACACCAGCUCUGUCAGGAGGAAUGGGGCAAAAUUCACCCAACUUAUUGUGGGAAGCUUGUGGAAGGCUACCCAAAAUGUUUGACCCAAGUUAAACAAUUUAAAGGCAAUGCUACCAAAUACUAAUUGAGUGUAUGUAAACUUCUGACCCACUGGGAAUGUGAUGAAAUAAAUAAAAGUUGAAAUAAAUCAUUCUCUCUACUAUUAUUCUGACAUUUCACAUUUUUAAAAUAAAGUGGUGAUCCUAACUGACCUAAGACUGGGAAUUUUUACUAGGAUUAAAUGUCAGGAAUUGUGAAAAACUGAGUUUAAAUAUAUUUGGCUAAGGUGUAUGUAAACUUCCGACUUCAACUGUAACAUAUCUUUCUCCAUCUUGCACCCUCUCAGGUAAAUCUGCCCAGGGCAGUUAUGAUUGCCAUCCCCAUGGUAACCAUGCUGUAUCUACUAGUCAAUGUGAGCUACCUGGCUGCCAUGACGCCAAGAGAACUGAUGUCGUCGAGUGCAGUGGCUGUCACCUGGGGGUGAGAGAGUUUGACUCCAUCCACACACCUCUCUCUCAUUUCUUUAAAUUUGUGGUGAGCUGACAAAUGACCUUGUUGUCGUCAACAGGAAUAAGGUGCUCGGGAGCUGGGGAUGGGUGAUGUCUAUCGCAGCCGCUUUGUCUGCUUUUGGCUCCCUGAAUGGAACAUUCUUUAGUGGUGGCCGGGUGUGCUUUGUGGCUGCAAGAGAGGGACACAUGGUGAGAAACACAUUCAAGAGACAGGCAAUUUUAACAAAACCUUUUUUAAAGAAACUCUGGCAUAAUCUGAUGUGUGUAGGUUCUUAUGUCAACAUGUUUUUUUCCCUUCCCCAGCCUGAUAUUCUAGCCAUGGCCCAUGUGAAUCGACUGACCCCCUCUCCAGCCCUGAUCUUCACCACGGCUAUCUCACUCCUGGUUCUCAUCCCUGGGGACUUUCAGAGCAUUGUCAACUUCUUCAGGUAGUUUAUGCUAUGACUUAAAAAUUGCUCAAUACAUUUACUUUUUUGUUGUUGCUUUAUUUAGCUUACAUCCCUCUCCAUUGAUAUUACCAGUUUCACUGCCUGGUUCUUCUAUGCAAUCACUCUGUCUGGGCUCCUCUACCUCAAGAUCAAGAAACCUGAACUUCCCAGGCCAUACAGGGUGAGUCUCAUAAGAUAUGUAAUUUCUACUUUUAUUUAUAAAGGUCUGAGUCCAUUUGAAAAAGACAUUGGUUUAUAACAAUUUCAUUACCCCAAUGGUCCCAUCUGCUGUCCACACCUCUUGUGUUUGUGCAACCAGGUUCCCAUUGUAAUCCCCAUCUUGGUCAUCAUCGCAGCAAUUUUCCUUGUGCUGGCACCUAUAA